Messenger RNA from Erythranthe guttata (spotted monkey flower), 1365 nucleotides. Its product is annotated as plasmodesmata-located protein 3. The record is from RefSeq and is a predicted model, not a curated record. Lineage: Eukaryota; Viridiplantae; Streptophyta; Magnoliopsida; Lamiales; Phrymaceae. Gene Ontology annotation, biological process: transport of virus in multicellular host; plasmodesmata-mediated intercellular transport. Gene Ontology annotation, cellular component: plasmodesma.
AUCACCAGAUAUAUAUAUAUAUAUCUCAAGAAUUUAUCAAAAAAAAAAUAUAUAUCUCAAGAGGACCCUACAGAAAUUCUUCCCCAAGAAAUCAGCGCACAAUCUUCACGAACUCCACACAAAAAAAAAAUCAUUCAAAAAAUGGGUCCAUUAUCUCAGCCGCUGCUACUCCUCAUACUCACAGCUCUGUUAUCCACCAUCGCCGCCGCCGCCGCCGACAACACAAACUUGGUGUUCAAAGGCUGCGCCGACCAGAACUUCCAGGACUCCGGCGGGACGUACAAGCAAGCACUGACGAAUCUGCUCGACACAUUAAUCACCCAAUCCUCCGCCGCGAAAUUCUUCAAAACAACCUCCGGAUCGCCGCCGUCGUCCAUCACCGGCCUCUUCCAAUGCAGAGGCGAUCUCUCGAACGAAGACUGCAGCAGGUGCGUGAAGAGGACACCGGAUUUCGCGCAGAAGCUCUGCGGCGGAGCAAUCGCUGCCAGAGUCCAAUUAGGCGGAUGCUAUUUGAGGUACGAGAUCGCCGGAUUCAGGCAGGUGAGUGGGACCGAGUUGCUGUACAAGGUGUGCGGGUCGACUCGGGCGAGUGGGGCCGGGUUUGGUGACAGGCUGGAGUUGGGGUUUGAGGAGAUAGUCAAAGGCGUAGGGAGUGGGAACGGUGGGUAUUACGCGGCGGUGUAUCAGUCGGUGUAUGUGUUGGGUCAGUGCGAAGGUGAUUUAGGCGGCGGCGACUGUGUGAACUGCGUGAAAAACGCGAUCGACAGGGCUAAAUCUGAAUGCGGGAGCUCCAUUGCUGCACAGAUUUAUCUUCAACGCUGCUACAUUAGCUACUCUUAUAAUCCCAGAGGCGUUCCGGCCGACAACCAACAACCGAUUUCACCUUCAUCAGGGACAGGGAAGAUUAAUACAGAGAAGAUAAUUGCAAUUGUGCUGGGAGGGCUAGUGGGUGUGGGCCUUGUAAUGGCUUGUUUGCUCUUCACUAAAUCAGCUUUCAAGAAAAAAACUCAUUCUCACAAGUAUGGUGGUUAGAGAGGUUAGUAGAUAGUUUCAUCUCUCUCUCUCUCUCUAGAUCUCUCUCUCUCUCUCUGUGAGAUUGUUUUUGGGCAGGACAAAAUCAGAAGUUUUGAGGUGGUAUUAGAGACUAAAACUGGUAUUAGUAUAUAGACACAAGCAAUGGCAGUGGGUGGGUUGUAAAGGGGGGAUGAUUACAUUUGCUUUCACUUUGACACAGAUGUAAAGUUUUUUCUUCCACUCUAAGUUUUGUUAUUGUAAUUUUGUAAUGGCAUUACUGUAAAAUUGCUUUCCCUUAUGUUAGUGACCUGAAUAUUAAUGAAUAUCCAUAAAUUCAUAUAUAAUCACCAA